CUCACUCACUCACUCACUCACACCUCCCCAGCCCGACCCCGCCAUGGCCGCCUCCACCAUGUCCGUCUGCUCCAGUGCUUGCACCGAGCCCUGGCAGGUGGACGACUGCCCAGAGAGCUGCUGCGAGCCCCCCUGCUGUGAGCCCAGCUGCUGCCAGCCCAGCUGCUGCACCUCAGCCCCCUGCCUGAGCCUCAUCUGCACCCCAUGCUGCCAGUCAGGCUGCACCAGCUCCUGCACGCCCACGUGCUGCCAGCAGUCCAGCUGCCAGCCGUCCUGCUGUGUCCUUGCCUGCUGCAAGCCCGUCUGCUGCACACCUGUCUGCUGCAAGCCCGUCUGCUGCACGCCCAUCUGCUCAGGCACCUCCUCCUCCUGCUGCCAGCAGCCUAGCUGCCAGCCAGCUUGCUGCUCCUCCCCCUGCCAGCCGUCCUGCUGUGUGCCUGUCUGCUGCACACCCGUCUGCUGCAAGCCUGUCUGCUGCACGCCCUCCUGCUCCUCCGUGUCCCUGCUCUGCCGCCCCGUGUGCAGACCCGCCUGCUGUGUGCCCGCCUCCUCCUGCUGCACCUCCUCCUGCCAGCCCAGCUGCUGCCAACCAGCCUCCUCCGUGUCCCUGCUCUGCCGCCCCGCCUGCCCCCGCCCGGCCUGCUGUGGCCUCUCCUUGGGCCAGAAGUCCAGCUGCUGAAGGAACUCUUGGAAGAUCACUGCCCCCGUCCCCCUGGCCUCUUUACUAUAUCCUCACAGUGGCCACAGCCCCUUCUUCCAGGCCUUCCCGUGGGUGUGGUGGUCACUUGGGAUCUACUCUAGGAACAGCCUCGUCUACGUGUGAAGUCCUCAGUCGUCAGUCCUGGCCCUCCCUGUGCUGUGGGCAGUGAGCCUCUGCCGCAGCUGGACGUUGCCUGGAGGCCUGGCUGCAGACAAGCCAGGCUGGGGACACUGAUGGAUCUGCUCUUCAGUGCUGUCCUUGAGGUCCAGAAGCGGUGUCUGUCAUUGUCCUGGGGAGCCCAGCUCUUCUUCCGGGCUCUGAGCCUCUGCCCCCCAACUUUCUAAUAAAUCUCGCCCCUGGUGCCUCUGACCCGCUCAUUCCUGUGCUCGUCCUUUGGCUGCCUAGUGGUCGCCAACCUGGCCAGCCCACGUGGCCACACCUUAACA
Molecule: messenger RNA, 1146 nt
Organism: Chinchilla lanigera (long-tailed chinchilla)
Lineage: Eukaryota; Metazoa; Chordata; Mammalia; Rodentia; Chinchillidae
Product: keratin-associated protein 10-11-like
Exons: 1
Coding region: 44-679 (211 amino acids)
Cellular component (GO): keratin filament
Source: RefSeq, a predicted model, not a curated record